Engraulis encrasicolus (European anchovy) is the source of this 3466-nucleotide messenger RNA. RefSeq names its product zinc finger protein OZF-like. The record is from RefSeq and is a predicted model, not a curated record. Gene Ontology annotation, biological process: regulation of transcription by RNA polymerase II. Gene Ontology annotation, molecular function: DNA-binding transcription repressor activity, RNA polymerase II-specific; RNA polymerase II cis-regulatory region sequence-specific DNA binding. NCBI's taxonomy places the organism in Eukaryota, Metazoa, Chordata, Actinopteri, Clupeiformes, Engraulidae. Bases 130 to 1857 code for a protein of 575 amino acids. The transcript is spliced from 6 exons. Gene Ontology annotation, cellular component: nucleoplasm.
CACCCGCCCAGUGGCUGUGUUUGUUUGUAAGCGUGGGCUGGCUGUCAUAGCCUACUGUAGACAACUCACUUUUAAAACAACCCACGGUUAAAAUUAACUUUAAAAGAAGACGUCUCUUAUUUACCAACCAUGGAGGACACGCUACGGAUCAUUAAAGUGGAGGAGGACUGUGACAAUUGUCUGCUCUGUGAGGACGGGGUAGUUGUGUUUUCUGCAGGUGCUUUGGAUUGCAAGGUUGAGACCGACUCAAUCGGUUGGUCAUCAUCAUUUGCCUCCUCUAAUGGGACAUUGUCAACAACAGAAGCAAAGGUCUUCAAAGAAGAGAACUGUGAAUCGUUACUUUUCCCGAUGCCCAUCAAAUGCGACAUUGAAGAGACAACCUUGAAGGCCGAAGACUACCUGGAAGAAAGUGGUGAUGGUGCUCUGAAAAUAGAUGGAGCUGACCCCCUUUGCACAGAGCAGACCUCCUCAUCUGCAGGCAUCAAAGCUGAACUGCAGCAGGGUCAAGAUGGAUCAGCCGUGGCUCCUGUCCUGAGCUCUGAGAUGAAUUAUCCUCAUCCAGAUCUAGUGUCACGGUACCAGCUAAAGAGGUUAUCAGUGCGACUGGUAGACUGCUGUACAAAACGAGGUCAAGAAGGAACAAAUGGCAAGAAAAACGAAGAUGGGGAGAAACUUGAACCUGGUCAGUACGUCAAUGCCAGAAGCAGUUUGACAGCAUACCAGCUCAUCCACAGAGGAGAGAGGCCCCAUGUCUGCGAACACUGUGGCAAAAGCUUUUCACUGCCAGGAAAGCUCAAACGACACCAACGCAUUCACACGGGAGAGAGGCCUUAUGCCUGCGAGAUUUGUGUCUUGUGUGGUGAGCGCUUCCAUGCCAGGACAAGUCUGACAGCACACCAGCUCACCUGCAGAGGAAAGAAGUCCUACAUCUGCCAACACUGUGACAAAAGCUUUUCAGACGCAACAAAGCUCAGAGUGCACAACCGCAUCCAUACAGGAGAGAGGCCCUAUGCCUGCCAGCAAUGUGGCGACUGCUUCAAUGCCGGGACAAGUCUGACAGCGCACCAGCUCAUCCACACAGGAAAGAAGUCCUACGUCUGCCAACACUGUGGCAAAAACCUUUCAAGUGCAACAAAGCUCAGAGCGCACCAACGCGUUCACACAGGAGAGAGGGCCUAUGCUUGCCAACAUUGUGACAAAAGCUUUUCAAGCGCAACAAAACUCAAAGUGCACAACCGCGUUCACACAGGAGAGAGACCCUAUGCCUGCUACCAGUGUGGGAAAUGUUUUACAGAGGCAGGAACUCUCAAAAAACACCAACACAUCCACACAGGAGAGAGGCCCUAUGCCUGCCAGCAUUGUGACAAAUGUUUUUCAUGGGCAAUGAAUCUCAAACGACACCAACGUAUUCACACUGGAGAUAAGUCCUUUGUUUGCCAUCAGUGUAGCAAGCGUUUUUCACGGGCAGAACAUCUCAAAGUACACCAACACGUUCACACAGGAGAGAGGCCCCAUGUCUGCCAGCAUUGUGGUAAACGUUUUUCACAGACAGGGGAUCUCAAAAAACAUCAACGCAUUCACACUAGAGAGAGGCCCUAUGUCUGCCACCAGUGUGGUAAAAGUUUUUCAGACGUGGGUAGGCUCAAAGUUCACAACCGCAUUCACACAGGCGAGAGGCCCUAUGUCUGCCAGCAGUGUGACAAAAGUUUUUCACAGGCAGCGGACCUCAAACGACACCAACGCAUUCACACAGGAGAGAGGCCCUAUGUCUGCCACCAGUGUGGUAAGCGUUGUUCACAGGCGGGGGAUCUCAAAAAGCACCAACGCAUUCACACUGGAGAGAGGCCCUAUGUCUGAAAGAGAUCUGAAAGUACCCCCGACACAUUCACACAGGAGAGGGAAACUACGUUUGCCAACAGUUUGGCAAAUGUUUUUCACAGCCACCAAGUCUCAGACAACACCAAUGCGUUCACACCGGAGAACAGCCCUACCACUGCCAACAGUUAACGUUCUUCAGUGCCAGGAGACCUCAAAUUACACCAAUGCAUGUAUGUAAACAUGUUUGAUACCCUUGAUACUGGGUUGGCUUUACAGGCAAAGUGAUCAACUGGUUAAAAUCAUACUUCCAACAAAUAAGUUUUUUUGUCGCCAUUGGAAGACAUACCUCAUCACUGAUGUCUCUGAAUUGUGGGGUCCCCCAGGGCUCCAUUCUGGGACCACUACUGUUCAGUCUGUAUAUGUUGCCACUGGGUCCAGUCUUUCCUAAUCCAACAAGGCCAGUGGUUUAUAGCUUUUGAUGAGCCGGUAUGGUGAGAGCUUUGCGACCCCAUAGCCUGUCAGUGUGUAGGCGCUUUGUGGGCGCGGAAUAUGUAUAUCUUGAAAAAUGGCCGCCCUAUUGAAUUUUUGCGUGGCCAGCGCUUUUUUUCUAAAAAGUGACCCUUAGAGAGUAUCUGUUCCAAAUUUCAUGCUUUUAUACCAAAGGGAACGAUUAUGUUACUAAUCUGCUCUACUAAUUAGUAUAUAUUACUGUUACUGUAGGCCUACUGUUUUCUAUAUUACUAGUGUUUUGCUUAUUUUAUAUGCAGCACCCAAUCCCAUCUUAUGUUUCUAAAACCUACUUAGUGGUGUGCAGGGGUGGAUUAAUGCACGGGCCUACCGGGCAAAGGCCCAGGGGGCCAGAGGCCCCAAGGGGCCAGGCCAACUUGGCCCUUUGGCCACGACCCAAACCAGCCUUCAAAACCACCUUUGUAAUAAUAAUCUUUCCAAGGUGCUUCAUGUGCCAGACAAUAUUCAAUGAACUGGUAUAGUCCCAUAUGCCAAGCCAGGUCCGGGGCCCAAGGGGGCCAGAGGCUCCAAGGGGCCAGGCCAACUUGGCCCCGCAGCCACGACCCAAACCGCCCUUCAAAACCACCUUCGCAAUUAUAAUCUUUGCAAGUUGUGUCUUCCAGUACGCCGUCCCUGUCGUCUUUAUUUGGUGAGAUGAAUAUAUCCCUGCUGUCAACGUUAUGGACAGCAACGGUUUAAACGGUUAAAAUGAGCCAGUCAUAUUUCAAGAGCAAGAGAAAACGCUUGCACUGCUCAGGUUGUUUGAGACAGCAGACUAUUUUAUUCCGGGUGUAACAUAUGCAGUCUUGUCUUUGUGGACACUCAAAAACAUUCUUGUGCUAAUUAUAAAUGUACGGUACAUUAUACAAAUAUUAAGGCAUAUAUUACUAUAAAUAAUUUAAAUAUUUGCAUCUACUUCUCUCUUCUUUUCCUCAAGACCUCCUCUCUCUUUACAGGAUCAAUUUCUCCCUGUAUUUCCUUUCCUUUCUUUACUUGUCACCUCUAUCCACCUGCUACAAUUUUAAUAAAGUUGAAAAGUAAACAAAUAAACAAAUAAAAGAAAGCUGAAGCAUUUAAAUUAUAAAAAGAAGCAUGUUAUCGUGGAUUCAUAUUCAUGUAUGGAUAUUGUGGAUAUAUUGGU